Molecule: messenger RNA, 1059 nt
Organism: Sparassis crispa
Lineage: Eukaryota; Fungi; Basidiomycota; Agaricomycetes; Polyporales; Sparassidaceae
Product: GroES-like protein
Exons: 5
Coding region: 1-1059 (352 amino acids)
Molecular function (GO): oxidoreductase activity, acting on NAD(P)H
Source: RefSeq, a predicted model, not a curated record
AUGUCAGCGCAGCAGAAAGUGCUCUUCCUCCAGUCUAAGCAAGGGAAAUUCGCGGUCGGAACGACUGCGGUACCGACCCCUGGCCCCGGCGAACUGCUCGUCAAAGUCGAGGCUACCGCGUUGAACCCUGUCGACUGGAAGAUACAAGCUGGAGGCUUUAUGAUCACCGAGUAUCCUGCCAUUCUCGGUGGAGAUGUUGCAGGCACCGUCGAAGCGAUCGGCGAGGGGGCUACCGGGUUUACUGUCGGCGACAGAGUGUUGUCACAGGGCUUGAUUGGACAUCCUACACAUGCUACGUUCCAACAAUACACCCUCGUCUAUGCAGAUGUCACUGCUAAAAUACCGAGCAAGCUCACGUUCGACCAAGCGGCGUCGAUCCCUCUCUGUCUUGCAACCGCUGGGCUUGGUCUCUUCUAUCCCGAGAACCUGCAGGCAAGCGCGGGCUUCUUACCUCCUUGGAGGGAGGGUGGCCGCGGCAAGUACGCAGGCCAUCCCAUAGCGAUCUUUGGCGGUUCCUCUUCCGUCGGGCAAUUCGCGAUCCAGCUCUCCAAGCUCGCCGGGUUCUCACCCAUCAUCGCCACCGCCUCUUUGCACAACACGGAGCUGCUCACGUCGCAGGGUGCCACGCACGUCCUCGACCGGCAUCUCUCUGCCGCAGCGUUGCAGGCCGCCAUUGCCAAAAUCACGACCGCGCCCAUUGAGACCGUAUUUGACGUGAUCGCCCUGCAAGACACGCAGAACACUGCGUACCAAGUCCUCGCUCCGCACGGCAAGCUUCUCCUGGUGCUAGGGGAUCAGGUAGACCCCGCGCUGAAGGCGAAGGGCGGAGACAAGAAAAUCAUCAACGUAUUCGGAAACACCAACGUUCCAGCGAACCGCCAGGCCGGGCAUUAUUUGUAUGCUCAGCUCACGGCGCUGCUCGAAGAGGGCGCAAUCAAGCCGAACCAUGUCGAGGUGCUGCCGGGUGGUUUGGCUGGUAUACCGGGCGGACUUGCGAGGCUGCAGGCCGAUAAGGUCAGCGGGGCCAAGCUCAUCGCGCGCCCACAGGAGACGGCGUAG